Molecule: messenger RNA, 4221 nt
Organism: Neofelis nebulosa (Clouded leopard)
Lineage: Eukaryota; Metazoa; Chordata; Mammalia; Carnivora; Felidae
Gene: H6PD
Product: hexose-6-phosphate dehydrogenase/glucose 1-dehydrogenase
Exons: 5
Coding region: 767-3583 (938 amino acids)
Biological process (GO): pentose-phosphate shunt; glucose metabolic process; pentose-phosphate shunt, oxidative branch
Cellular component (GO): endoplasmic reticulum
Molecular function (GO): NADP binding; 6-phosphogluconolactonase activity; glucose-6-phosphate dehydrogenase activity
Source: RefSeq, a predicted model, not a curated record
AAAUAUCCCUUCCCGGGCCAUUUCAAGCACCCCAUCGUAGAAUAUCUUCACCUUACAGACACAGUAGAUGGAAACAAUGUCAAGAACCCAGGUUGAUAGUAAAAUACAGUAAAAUAGGAAAUGGUAAACUGAAAGUAUUUAUUACCUUUGAAUAUAAUUUUUUGGGUUAUAAAUUGGUACGAUUUGGUUUUAAAUUUUUUUUGAGAGAGAGCAAAAAUGCAAGUGGGGGAGGGGCAAAGAGAGAGGGGGAGCAGAGGAUCCCAAGCGGGCUCUGUGCUGACAGCAGAGAGCCCAGCGCAGGGCUUGAACUCAUGAACCAUGAGAUCUGGCCUGAGCCGAAGUCGGACGCUUAACCGACUGAGCCACCCAGGCACCCUGAUUUGGUCUUUAAUUUAAUGGCUGUGUUUAACAACUGGCUUGAAAAAUUCCUAAAAAUUCAGCAGGUGAAUCUUGCGUGCAGGUACAGGGCGGCUCUAGCACACCUUUGGGUCGUAGGGACCCAAGACCCCUGAGAAGGUGAUAGGAAUAAGGAUUUUCUGAGAUCUGGGGAGGAAACUGGCCCCAGAGCCCGAUCUUGCAACUCUUGUCCCUGACCCUUCCCAAGGGGCCCGGGAAGGGAGGAGUCGAGGCUGUCGAGUGGCUGAAGGGUUUGACUGGUUUGGGUGUGUCUUGUGCAGAUGGGCCGGGACCGGGAGAGUUCGGGGAAAACACUGGAGUUAGUGACUGGAGAGGGCGCUGGGCCCCUCCCCUCGCACUCUGGUUAAAAAUGAUCUUUAGUUUGAACUCUUGUUUUACUCCCACACAUUCUUUCAAAAAUUCCAAACUCCUGGGCUAUGAUUUGAAGAAGACAGGCCCCUCCUUCCCGCUUGGCAAACAGAAGGUGGAGGUCAAAGGUGUUGAUGUGGCAUCGGGAGAGGGGACAAGGCCGCCGCAGCCACUGACCUUUACCUCUCCGCUCCUUGCCCCUGCCCCGUGUCUGCUGGGAAUAGCAGACCAGUGCCACUCCCCCUGUGGUUUACCAGCAGCUACCCUGCCACCGGAGCGGGUCAGGCAUAGCUGCGGGGCUGUGCCCCACACCCGCCUCUUUCGCUUGGACAGAAACAAAGACCGGAAGCAGAUUCUGAUCCAGACCCCCAGGCCCGCCAAGUCGGUGUUCACAGCUUUGGGAGCGUUGGCAGAGCUGUUCUUCCAAAGGCACCCUGGCUGUUGGAAGAUGCUCACAGUGGCGAUGUGCAUGGCCCUCCUGGGGUGCCUGCAGGCCCAGGAGCUCCGGGGACACGUCUCCGUCAUCCUGCUGGGAGCAACCGGGGACCUGGCCAGGAAAUACUUAUGGCAGGGGCUGUUCCAGCUGUACCUGGAUGAGGUGGGGAAGGACUACAGUUUCAGCUUCCAUGGGGCUGCCCUGACGUCCACCAAGCAGGGCCAAGCGUUCAUAGCCAAGGUCCUGGAGUCCCUCUCCUGCCCGGAGGACGUGGUACCCGACCGCUGCUCCGAACUCAAGGGCCAGUUCCAGCGGCUGAGUGCGUACCGCCACCUGGCGACGAGUGAGGACUAUAUGGCCCUGAGCAAGGACAUUGAGGCACAGGUCCAACACGGGGGCCUCCGGGAGGCCGGCAGGAUCUUCUACUUCUCGGUGCCACCCUUUGCCUAUGCGGACAUUGCCCGCAACAUUAACAGCAGCUGCCGCCCGGGCCCGGGCGCCUGGCUGCGGGUUGUCCUCGAGAAGCCCUUCGGCCAUGACCACCUCUCAGCCCAGCAGCUGGCCACGGAACUCGGGGGCUUUUUCCGAGAGGAGGAGAUGUACCGGGUGGACCAUUACCUGGGCAAGCAGGCCGUGGCUCAGAUCCUGCCUUUCCGAGACCAGAACCGCAAGGCCUUGGACGGCCUCUGGAGCCGGCACCACGUGGAGCGGGUGGAGAUCAUCAUGAAGGAGACUGUGGAUGCCGAGGGCCGCACCGGCUUCUACGAGGAGUACGGCGUCAUUCGCGACGUGCUCCAGAACCACCUGACCGAGGUCCUCACCCUCGUGGCCAUGGAGCUACCCCACAACAUCAGCAGCUCAGAGUCUGUGCUCCAGCACAAGCUCCGGGCCUUCCGGGCUCUGCGGGGCCUGCAGAAGGGCAGCGCCGUCCUGGGCCAGUACCAGGCAUACAGCGAGCAGGUGCGCAGAGAGCAGCAGAAGCCGGACAGCUUCCACAGCCUGACGCCGACCUUCGCAGGCGUCCUCGUUCACAUGGACAACCUUCGCUGGGAGGGCGUCCCUUUCAUCCUGAUGUCCGGCAAAGCCUUGGAUGAGAGAGUGGGCUACGUUCGCAUCUUGUUCAGGAACCAGGCUUACUGUGUCCAGAACGACGAGCACUGGGUCGCCGACCAGAGCCAGUGCCUCCCUCGGCAGAUCGUCUUCUACAUCGGACACGGUGAGCUGGGCAGCCCUGCCGUGCUGGUCAGUCGGAACCUGUUCAGGCCCUCCCUGCCCCCCGAGAGCUGGAAGGAGCUGGGGGCCCGGCCGGGGCUCCGCCUCUUCGGCCGCCCGCUGUCCGAUUUCUAUGCCUACAGCCCCGUGAGGGAGCAGGACGCCUACUCUGUCCUCAUAUCUCGCAUCUUCCACGGCCGAAAGGACUCCUUCGUCACCACGGAGAACCUGCUGGCCUCCUGGGGCUUCUGGACCCCCCUGCUGGACAGCCUGGCCCACGAGGUCCCGCGCCUCUACCCGGGAGGCGCUGAGAACGGGCACCUGUUGGACUUCGAGUUCGGCGGCGCCCGGCUGUGCUUCUCGCAGCAGCAGCCGGAGCGGCUGGUGCCGGGCCCCGGCCCUGCACCGAUGCCCAGCGGCUUCCAGGUUCUCAAGGCCAAGUACCGAGAGAGCCCGCUGAUCUCGGCCUGGCCCGAGGAGCUGAUCGCGAAGCUGGCCGACGACAUCGAGGCCACGGCCGUGCGGGCCGUGCGGCGCUUUGGCACGUUCCACCUGGCGCUGUCCGGCGGCUCGAGCCCCGUGCCCCUGUUCCAGCAGCUGGCCACCGGGCACUACGGCUUCCCCUGGGCCCACACGCACCUGUGGCUGGUGGACGAGCGCUGCGUCCCGCUCUGGGACCCCGAGUCCAACUUCCAGCACCUGCAGACCCACCUGCUCCAGCACAUCAGGGUCCCCUACUACAACAUUCACCCCAUGCCCGUGCAUCUGCGCCAGCGGCUGUGCGCCGAGGAGGACCAGGGCGCCCAGACGUACGCCAGCGAGAUCUCGGCCCUGGUGGCCAACGGCAGCUUCGACCUGGUGCUGCUGGGCAUGGGCGCGGACGGGCACACGGCCUCCCUCUUCCCGCAGUCGCCCAGCGGCCUGGACGGCGAGCAGCUGGUCGUGCUGACCGAGAGCCCCUCCAGGCCAUUCCAGCGCAUGAGCCUCAGCCUGCCCCUCAUCAACCGCGCCAGGAAGGUGGCGGUCCUGGUCAUGGGCAGGGUGAAGCGUGAGAUCACCAUGCUGGUGAGCCGCGUGGGCCAUGAGCCCAAGAAAUGGCCCAUUUCAGGCGUCCUGCCUAGUUCCGGCCAGCUGGUUUGGUACAUGGACUAUGAGGCGUUUCUGGGAUGAGGGCCCCAGGGGCCUCUGCUCACUCCCGCUCUCGCUCUCCCCGUACUGUCCCCUCUCCCCCGUCCUGCCACCUGCCCUGGCUGCCUGGAACCCGAUGCCUCGGGGUUAGGCCGCCAGAGAGGAAAGGACGAGGCCUUAUCCCAAUCCCUUUGACGGUCCCUGUCUAGUUGUGGUGGGUAGACACAGGUGCAAGGAAGAAACGGAGUUUCUGCUCUUGAGAAGUUUCCGGUCCCGUUCAGGAGAGAAGUAUCCACCUUAAGAGCAUACCUGUGGCCUUUCCCCAUGAACACCAGCAGCACAGAACCGGGCGGGGGGGAAGGCUCCCAACUCCGGCAAGAACGCCGUGAUUAGGUUAACCCAGGAAGGCUUCCCGGAGGGGGUGAUCCUUGAGCUGGCUCCCAUGGGAACAGACUAUGGAUGGUAGAGAGAAGGGACACAGGUGUCCACCGGGUGCAGAGCCCACGCAGGGCAGGUUGCUGGGAACUGUCCGGAGACCUCGAGUUGGCCGAGUCGCCGUUUCUUCUGUCCCCUCCUCCCCUUCUUCCUGAGCCUCUGACAUUUAGCCUUCUGUUCUGGCCUCUUGGUGGCAGUCUCUCCUGCUCCCUCUGGGUUCCCUUCCUCUCGGUUCUGACUCUGAC